Olea europaea var. sylvestris is the source of this 1709-nucleotide messenger RNA. RefSeq names its product putative E3 ubiquitin-protein ligase XBAT31. NCBI's taxonomy places the organism in Eukaryota, Viridiplantae, Streptophyta, Magnoliopsida, Lamiales, Oleaceae. The transcript is spliced from 8 exons. Gene Ontology annotation, molecular function: protein binding. Gene Ontology annotation, cellular component: cytoplasm; nucleus. The record is from RefSeq and is a predicted model, not a curated record. Bases 157 to 1524 code for a protein of 455 amino acids.
CACUCCAUAACUUCAGAUUGCCCUUCUCAUCGGCCCCUCCAAUUCUACACUCCUCGUUGGGCAGCCAUUGCCACAUCCAUUUCCACUGCCCCAGCCUCCUCAGCCGUGGUGGGUGGCGCGCGAAUAGCAGUUUCUUGGGGGUCUCCAUUGAAGAGAAUGGGGCAGGGGCUCAGUUGCGGAGAAUCCCAAGAACAUGAACUGUUCAUUGCAGUCCAAAAGGGAGAGAUGGAAACACUUGAAGCAAUGGCGGAUGAGGAUCCGAGUUUGUUGGCAUUGAAAUCUGUUAAUAAGAGGCUCUCUGCGCUUCAUGUGGCAGCCGCCAAUGGGCGGUUUCAAGUUCUCUCUAUGCUUCUGGAUCGCAUUGGAAAUCCAGAUAUUCUAGAUCGCCACAAACAGACUCCACUGAUGUUAGCUGCUAUGCAUGGCAAGAUUUCCUGCGCUGAAAGGCUGAUUCAAGCAGGAGCAAAUAUUUUAACAUUCGAUACAUUACACGGAAGAACCUGUUUGCAUUAUGCAGCUUACAAUGGUUAUUCAGAUUGCCUGCAAUUGAUUCUUUCUGCUGCCCGUUCAGCCCCGGUUGCUCAUUCUUGGGGAUUUACCAGAUUUGUUAACAUAAGAGAUGGAAGUGGCUCUACCCCAUUGCAUUUGGCCGCCCGUCAAGGGCAAGCAGAUUGUGUUCGUAUUCUAUUAAGCAGUGGGGCUCUUGUGUCUGCUACUGCUUGUGGUGUUGGAUAUAGCCACCCAGGGAGUACACCUCUUCAUUUGGCUGCUCGAAAUGGUUCUUUGGACUGUGUCCGGGAAUUGCUUGCUUGGGGUGCUGAUCGUCUCCUGAGAGAUUCCUCUGGGAGAAUACCUUACAUGGUGGCAACUAAGUACAAGAAUGAAGCCUGUGCAGCUUUGUUAAAUCCAUCAGCCCCAGAGCCUUUAACCUGGCCAUCACGCUUGAAGUUCAUCAACGAGCUGAAUUCUGAAGCCAAAGCUUUAUUAGAGAAAGCCCUAAUUAUGGCCAACAAGGAGAGAGAAAAGGCAAUCUUGAAGGAGACAUCCAACACUCUUUUGCCACCCUCAAAUUUCAGUUGCAUGGACGAUGACAUUGAGAUGAAAUGGGAAAUUUUCCAUGUUAAACAGGCUUGCGAUGUCGAGCUAUGCUGCAUCUGCUUUGAACGGGUCUCAACAAUUGAGGUUCAAAAAUGUGGGCACGAGAUGUGUGCUCAUUGCAUUCUGGCUUUGUGCUGCUACAACAAACCCAAUCUUGGAAUAAAUUGUUCGAAGGUUCCAGUCUGCCCCUUUUGUCGAAUUCCCAUUACCCAGCUAGCUGUUGCCAAGAGCAAAACCAACAGUGAGGUGGAGUUGGAAUCUAUCCCGAUGAAACCAAAAAGCACAAGAAAGUCACUAAAUCUUGACGAGGGCAGCAGCUUCAAGAGUUUGUCACCAUUGACUUCACUUGGGAGAUUGGGCCGUGGUUUGGGGAGGGUUGCUGCUGAAUGCAAUGAGGGGUUUGAUAAGCAGGAAGUGUUGGUGUAGAUUGAUUAAUGCUUUGCCACAUUGUUGCAAGAUAUCUUCGAACUCAUCUUGCUGAAUCGAAGAGCAGCGAAGAAGUUUAUCAUUAAAAGCUGAAAUGAUCUGAAGUGUAAUCACCUAGUUGGAUUUUGUUAUUGUAAUCUAUCCAACUCUUCUUUGAGAAAGAUGAUAAAUAAAUAUUUAUUAUA